AUGGCUUUACAUACAAUUCAAGUACCAAGACUCGCAUCAGCUAUAUCCGGAAUGUCUGAUUUUGGGACUGAACAACGAGACGACGCGAAAAAGGCUAUGCUCAAAGCUAUGCGUCCGCUGCCCACCCAGCAUUACUGGAACAUAUAUUUUGAUCGUCAGCAGAGAGAGCAAGUUGAUCCAAGCAACAUUACAUAUACAGUCGCACUUGAUCGACUAGGCUCGCAGAUAGAGUCGGUACAAGACUUUUGGAGGUACAACAACAACACACCCGUGGAACAGAUCAAGAUGCGAGAAUCGAUUUAUCUCUUUAAGCAAGGAUUUCAGCCUAUUUGGGAGGACCGAAGGAACAUCAACGGUGGUAGCUGGACCUUCCGUGUACCCAAGGCAAAUGGCCCGGAAUUUUGGACUAGAGUGCAAUUGAUGGCGAUUGGAGAGAAACUACAGAGCUGUCUUGAACCAGAUGACCAACUUUGUGGUGUCGGCCUCUCGGUGCGCUUCAACUCGCACCUUAUUUCCAUUUGGCACCGUGAUACCUCGAAACGAAACUCUAUUGACGCAAUGUUGCGACUGGUCCUGGAAGAACUACCUUCAGAAUUACAACCAAAGCCAGAUAAUUACUUUUACAAGAAACACUCAGAUCAUGCCGGCUUCAAGGCGCCCAUGAAGCCAGCUGUGGCACCCAUGCAGCCCAGAAUACAGACAUCGGUUAUGUGA
Molecule: messenger RNA, 714 nt
Organism: Blumeria graminis f. sp. triticale
Lineage: Eukaryota; Fungi; Ascomycota; Leotiomycetes; Helotiales; Erysiphaceae
Source: the annotation of a GenBank genome assembly